UAGGAUGUCAUUUGCUUCGGAUUUCACGUCGUAUAAUCAAAGCAAUCAAAGUUUUGCGGUUUAUAGUGCUUCUCAUGUCAGCGUUUUCUGGGAUCCGUUGUGCAAUAAAAUUGGCGAUCGAACCUCCGCAAAGGUUUAGCCAUUUUCGGUAAAAGCAGGAACUCGGGGUGGGGCAUUCCUGUGACAGGAAACCGUAGACUGAAUCAAACCUCUAAUCAUGACAAUAUCGUGAGUAUUUAAAUCUCGAUAGAAAAGAGAAAAUAGCAAUUAUGGCACGGCCCAUCGUUCCUAGCCAGCAAAAGCUGGCUGAGAAGCUGACUAUUUUAAACGAUCGUGGAAUCGGUAUGCUCACACGCAUUUACAACAUAAAGAAAGCCUGUGGCGAUGCUAAAUCUAAACCUGGAUUCCUAUCCGACAAAUCGUUGGAGUCUUCUAUUAAAACGAUUGUCAGAAAGUUCCCCAACAUUGAUAUUAAAGGAUUGCAAACUAUCACAAAUCUAAGGAACGAGAUUAUAAAGUCGUUGUCCUUGUAUUAUUACACAUUCGUCGACCUCCUGGACUUUAAAGAUAAUGUUUGUGAACUAUUAACAACUAUGGAUGCUUGUGGAGUUCACAUGGAUAUCACGAUUAAUUUCGAUUUGACAAAAGGCUAUCUGGAUCUAGUUGUUACCUAUGUCAGUUUAAUGAUCCUACUUUCAAAAGUGGAGGAUCGAAAAGCAGUUCUUGGACUCUUUAAUGCUGCUCACGAAAUGGUGCAUAGCCAAUCAGACCAAAGCUUCCCACGCCUGGGUCAAAUGAUCAUGGAUUACGACACCCCUCUAAAAAAGCUCUCCGAGGAAUUCGUACCACACUCAAAACUACUGAAAAACGCUCUAACUUCCCUAUGGCCAAUAUACCCCGGGAGAAAUUUAACUGCCGACACUUGGAGAGCAGAUCAAAAACUCAGCCUGGUCGGUAGUCCAGGUCAAAUCCUAAAAGCUGCAGCCACCGACACAAUGUCCUGCGAGACUCUAAGUUUAGACAGAGUCGAAAGGUGGGUCAUCCUUGGCUUCACCCUCUGUCACUCUUUUCUCAGCCAAGAACAGCCUAACCAGCUCUGGACCACAGCUCUGGAAUCCGGCUGGGUUCUCGCCCUCUUCAGAGACGAAGUAAUUUAUAUCCACCAAUAUAUCCAAUCCUUUUUCGAGGGCAUAAAAGGCUAUGGCAAGAGAGUUUCCGAGGUGAAAGAAUGCUACAACCACGCGAUUCAAAAAGCCGGAUAUCGCCACAGAGAAAGGAGAAAAUUCCUCAGAACCGCCCUUAAAGAACUGGGGCUAAUUUUAACUGACCAGCCGGGUCUCCUUGGCCCCAAGGUGCUUCUAAUUCUAAUGGGCCUCUCGCAUUCCAGAGACGAAGUCCUCUGGCUUCUCAGGCACAGAGACAAUCCUCCGAAUCAGGGGAAAGGCAAAGGACGAGGAGGUGAAGACUUGGUUGAUAGACAACUUCCCGAGCUACUCUUCCACUGCGAGGAACUUAGAGCGCUCGUCAGAAAAUACUCCCAAGUUCUUCAGCGAUACUACGUCCAGUUUCUCUCCGGAUUUGAUGCGCCAGCUCUACAUCAGAUGAUCCAGAAUCUACCUGUUUGUCCGGAGGAAGAGGGAGCGAUUUUGAGCGACCUGUGCUCGCAGAUUGCGAGUCUCACAGUCAAACAAGUGGAGGACAAUGAGCUCUUCGACUUCAGAGCCUUCAGGCUCGACUGGUGCAGACUCCAGGCCUACAUGUCCAUUGCUAAGAGUGGCAUGAAUCUCAUGGACAAUAGAGAGCUCGCCUCCUUCAUGGAUACCGUCGUUUUCCACACGAAGAUGGUCGACAAUCUAGAUGACAUACUCGUCGACACCUCCGACCUUUCGAUCUUUUGUUUCUACAGCAAGAUCUUCGAGGACCAGUUCCACAUGUGCCUCGAAUUCCCAGCUCAGAAUCGAUACAUCGUGGCUUUUCCGCUUAUUUGCAGCCACUUCCAAAGUUGCACACACGAGCUCUGCCCCGAGGAACGUCACCAUAUCAGGGAAAGGAGUCUGUCGGUCGUGAAUAUGUUCCUAGAUGAAAUGGCAAAGGAGGCGAAGAACAUCAUCACAACGAUUUGUGACGAACAAUGUAAUAUGAGCGAUAAGCUGCUCGCUAAACACUGCGCAGUUCUCAUAUCGCAGACUUUGAAUCGAAAGAAGAAAGACAAAAACAAGAAGAAUAUGAUCGAGAUCCUCAAGCCGGGGAUUGAGAGUUACAGAAAAACUAGAGAAGAUCUCACGACGAUGGAUAAAUUGCACAUGGCCUUGACUGAACUCUGUUAUGCUAUCAAUUAUUGUCCUACGAUCAACGUCUGGGAAUAUACUUUUGCACCUAGAGAGUAUCUUCAUCAGCAUUUGGAGAACAGAUUUGCACAGGCUUUAGUCGGAAUGGUUAUGUUCAAUCCGGACACUAGCGAAAUUGCUAAACCUUCAGAGUUAUUCGGCAGUGUUCGAGCCUACAUGAAUGUUCUGCAGACUGUUGAAAACUAUGUGCAUAUCGACAUCACGAGGGUUUUUAAUAAUGCUUUGCUACAGCAGACACAAACUCUGGACAGUCAUGGAGAGAAGACGAUAGCUGCUCUUUACACGCAAUGGUACUCGGAGGUUUUGCUGAGAAGAGUCAGCGCUGGAAAUAUUUGUUAUUCUGGAAACCAAAGGGCCUUUGUUAGUCUCACUGUCGAGGGAGCGAUUCCUUUUAAUGCUGAGGAGUUUUCGGACAUCAAUGAACUUAGAGCUUUGGCGGAACUCAUCGGGCCCUAUGGCAUGAAGAUGUUAAACGAGACUCUAAUGUGGCACAUCUCGAGCCAAGUGCAAGAACUAAAAAAACUCGUUGCCGGAAACAAGGACGUGCUGAUCGCUCUGAGAACCAACUUCGACAAACCGGAAGUCAUGAAAGAACAAUUCAAGAGGCUGCAACAAGUAGACAACGUGCUCCAGCGAGUGACAAUCAUCGGAGUGAUCCUGAGCUUCAGACAACUCGCGCAAGCUGCUCUUGUCGACGUCCUCGAAGAACGAAUUCCAUUUCUACUAAGCUCAAUUCUGGAUUUCAAACACCAUCUGCCGUCAGGCGACCCGAUGCGAGUCGUUUCCGAAAUGACCUCAGCCGCUGGCCUUACUUGCAAGGUCGAUCCCACUCUGACCACAGCCCUCCGAACUCAGAAGGCUGAGGCCGACGACGACGAACAUCUUCUAGUUUGUCUUCUGAUGGUUUUCGUAGCCGUUUCAAUUCCGAAGCUCGCGAGAAAUGAAAAUUCCUUCUACAGGGCUUCUCUAGAGGGCCAUUCAAAUAACAUUCAUUGCAUGGCAACUGCAAUCAAUAAUAUUUUUGGGGCGCUUUUUACGAUUUGUGGUCAGAAUGAUAUCGAGGACAGAAUGAAGGAAUUCCUUGCUCUCGCUUCUUCUAGUUUGCUAAGAUUGGGCCAGGAAAAUGACAAGGAAACUACGAAAAAUAGGGAGUCGGUGUAUCUGCUUCUCGACCAAAUUGUCCAAGAAUCUCCAUUCCUUACGAUGGAUUUGUUGGAGAGCUGCUUUCCUUACGCGUUGAUUCGCAAUGCUUAUCACGACGUUUACAAGUUGGAACACGCUCAACCUUAAGAAACUAUUUUUUUCGAAUCCACAGGCCCUUUCGGAUGAAAAGAACUUCUCCGGAUUUCUUGUUCGUUUUUGUUUUUUUUAUCGCAUUUGUUUCUUAAUUUCUCAUAGAGUAAAAGCUAAAUAAGAGUAGUUAUUUAAUAGUCACAAAGUUAUUUGAUAGUCAUAAAGUUGUUCUUCAAAAAUCGAAAAAUUUUAUAGAAAUGUUUUCAUGUGCUGCGAAAGCAGUGGAACAUUUGCGUAAUUAUUUGCAACUGAAAAAGAGUGCAAAGAAUGUACAGUUUUAGUAGAUUGUUACGUAAUUUUUAUAAUUUAAUUUUGUGCAAAAGUUUCUCUAAAGUCUGAAACUUGAAGUCUGUAAUAUGCAUCAAAAUAAUUUUAUUUUUAAUUUAUAAUUUUUUACGAGCUUAAAAGUAUUCUUUCCUGAAAACAAAUUCAGUUGAAAACGUAAUUCAAUAUCAAAAAUUAAAUUUAAGGAUAUCAGGCGAAUGAUCAAAACACAAGUCUAUAUUUUUCCAAACAAGCUAGGAUUCUUUUGAAUAGUUUUCGAAAUAUUUAAGGAGAAAAUCUUUCAUCAUAUCCAACAUUGGUUUACCUAUCAGGAAUGAAUUUUUUUAGUGAUAAAUGCAAGAGAAAAAUCGACUGACUUAUCUCAAAUGAAAAAAUCCACAAAAAUUUUCUAACAUAAGUGUAUGUAUAGUAGCUGAAAGAGAAUUUUUUUUUUAGUUAGCCCCUUUUUUGAUAAUAUUUUUAGUCGAAUCGCAAUGUCAUGUAGGAAUCAUAGUAUCCAAUUGUAUACUGCUUUAUUUACGGGCUAUUUUGUAUCUGCAAGUAUGGCGAUGUGUAAGUGGAACUUUCAUUAUUAUAGAAAAAUGGAAGCAAAAGCGUUUAGUUAUAAGUUUUACUCCACUAUUUGGUAUAUCAGACUCCUUAAACCUAUUAUUGAACUCUGGUGUACUUAAAUACAGAUAGUACUGCAUUAAUCUCGAUUUUUUUAUAUGUACAAUACGAUAACUAUUUGCAAUAGUUUGUAAAAUAAAUCAAAUUAAAGAGCUAAAAUUCUUACUCGAAU
Messenger RNA from Belonocnema kinseyi, 4707 nucleotides. RefSeq names its product membrane-associated protein Hem (gene Hem). The record is from RefSeq and is a predicted model, not a curated record. The transcript is spliced from 4 exons. NCBI's taxonomy places the organism in Eukaryota, Metazoa, Arthropoda, Insecta, Hymenoptera, Cynipidae. Gene Ontology annotation, cellular component: SCAR complex. Bases 270 to 3638 code for a protein of 1122 amino acids. Gene Ontology annotation, biological process: cortical actin cytoskeleton organization; neuron projection morphogenesis; cell projection assembly.